GAGCGAAUCACUCCUUCAUUAUCGUGAAAGGUUUCACCACAGAUAUUCUUCGAGCCGGUGCUCUCCUCAUCUUCUCUGCGUUCACAACUAUGCGAGGACUGUAGCGCGGACUUCAGUCGACAUGGACAACAAACUGGAACACAUCCAGUUUUGGUGUUUACUGGGACUUUUGCAAUUCGCACCGUUGACAGUGGGGUUCAGCUUCGACAUUCGCUAUCCCAGAACAUUAAGUGUCCCGGACUCGGAGGCAGCAGGGUCCCAUUUCGGUUAUCGUGUCUGUCAGUUUGGACCGGCGCAGGGAGACAGCAGUGUGUUGGUCACAGCUCCUUUUCAAGACAAUGGGACAGGAGUGGUUUACGGAUGUUCUUAUGACAGUGGCACUUGCAAAGCUCUACCUGUACAAGUGGAGCCAGGAGUUUCAUUAGGAUUGUCACUAGCUUGUAAUGCUGACAGAGCUAUGGUGUGUGGACCACGUCGGAUCCAUGGCUGUGAUACUCUAAACUACCUCCAAGGACUUUGUGUUGAGCUGGGACCACAGCUUACGGUCUCACAAACACUGAAGCCUGCCUUUCAAGAGUGCCGUGAGUUUGGCUUGGAUGCAGUGAUUCUGUUUGACGGAUCUCAGAGUAUCAUAACCAGAGACUUUGUCACCAUGAUCGACUUCAUCAAAAACAUUAUUCGGAUGUUCACUGCCCCCCGUACACAGGUGGCAGUUGCUCAGUAUUCGACAGACACCAGUGCUGUCUUCCACUUUGAGGACUUUGUGUCUGACCCUAACCCUGACACCCUGAUGCGAUCCGUGGACCAUUUCCAGGAGGCGACAUACACCCCAUCAGCCAUCCGCUAUGUUCUAGAACAGAUGAUGACAGAAGAACGGGGGAUGAGGAAACAUUCCAGGAAGCUGUUGGUUGUGAUAACAGACGGCAAAUCUAACGACCCUAAAGAGACCUUUAACUCUGUCAUACCAUUGGCCGAGAUGAAGGCCGUCAUCAGAUUUGCCAUUGGGGUUGGGAAGCAAUUCUCUAGACAAGAGCUUGAGGAGAUUGCGUCUUUCCCAAACUUUGUAUUUGAGACAAACAGUUUUGAUGCUCUGAAAUCCAUUCAGAAUGAGCUUAGGGAGAAGAUCUUUGCAAUUGAAGGAACUAACUCGACCAACUCCAGGUCUUUUAAACAGGAACUGUCCCAGGGAGGCUUUAGUACCACUCUCUCUGGGGGUGUGUCUCUGUUUGGGGCAGUAGGGUCAUACUCAUGGUCUGGGGGCAUUGUGGAGGCAGCCAGAGGAGUGAAUGCCACGUUCAUCAAUGCCUCUGCACUGGAGACAGACAUGCAGAACUCAUAUCUGGGUUACUCAGUGGCAGUGGCAGAGACAGUGAAUGGCAGUAUAUAUUUUGCAGGAGCUCCCAGGUUCAACCAUACUGGGCUGGUCCUGGUCUUCCAGAGGGAUCCUCUCCAACAGGAGUGGACUGUCACUCACAGGAUACCUGGUUCUCAGCUUGGUUCCUACUUCGGGGCAGAGCUGUGUGUGUUAGAGAGCCAUGCUGGGCCAGGGGAGGGCCGUGCUGGGCUGCUAGUUGUUGGGGCUCCUUGGUAUCACACCCAGGAUGUUGGGGGAGAGGUCCACGUCUGUACGCUGGAGACUGGAGCACCCAACUGCUCCCUCACCCUGCGUGGAGUCCAGGGGAACGUCCAUGGUCAGUUUGGGACGUCUCUGUCCCCCUGUCCAGACCUGAAUGGGGACGGGUUGCCGGAGCUGGCUGUAGGAGCCCCACUGGAGGACAGAGGACAUGGGAGUGUUUACAUCUUCCUGGGACGCCCUUGGGGCAUCCAGGCCAAAUACAGCCAGAGGAUCCAGGGAGUGAGCGGGAGAGCGGGUAGAGGGCUGCAGUUCUUUGGAGUUUCGGUGCACUCUGCUGGGGAUCUGAACUCAGAUGGACUGGCUGAUAUGGUGGUGGGAGCUAAAGGAGCCGCUUUCAUAUUGAGGUCCCAGCCAGUGAUGCGUGUGUUGGUGUCUGUCACCAUGGACCCUCCCAUGAUCUCCCAGAACUCCUUCCACUGUGCCGGCCCCAUGGCCCUUAACACUCCCGUAACCACAGCCACUCUGUGUGUCACUGUCAGUGGGGCCCACGUGGGAAACAUACAGGCUUCUCUCCAGGCGUCAGUGUCUGUGACAGUGGAUCUACUGGAGGAUCAGACCAGGACCAGGCCAGCCCGUCUGCUCUUCUAUCCCAGAUCAACAUCCUCCAGCUGGGAUGAAACAGUUACAGGCACUGCCUGCCACAACUUCUCCCUCAGUAUCCCGGAGUGUAUAUCAGACUACCGUGAGGUGCCUCUGUCUGUUCAAAUGGCUGUGGAGGGCCAGGAGGUACCAGGGACAGGAGGACUGAAGUCAGUCCUGAGCCCAGACAACCCAACCUCUUUUGCACACAUGAUCUUGCUGGAGAAGGUUUGUGGCGAGGACCAUGUGUGUGUCUCUGACUUAUCAGUCAACGUCACCAGUCCAGAGGUGGUGUGUAGCCAAGGUUUCCCAGUAGAAGUGUCUGUAGAGGUGGCUAACAGUGGAGAGGAUUCCUCUGAGGCUCAGCUGACACUGGUCCACCCUUCCUCCAUAACCUUCAUUCGUGCCAAACGGCCAUCAGGACCAGGCCAGGUGGCUGUUUGGUGUGUGUCGAACACCACAGGACUAGAAAACAUCACACACACAGUGUGUCCCCUCAGCUCUACUGUCCUGAGACAGGGGGCACGGGUGACAGUGUUGAUGUCAUUCACAGUGUUUGAGCCAUCCUGUAUGAGAGAAAGACUGGCUUUAAAUGUGUUUGUUACUACUGAUAAUGAAGGGCAGGGCACCCUUCAGGAUAACUAUGCAAGCUCCUCUGUAGAUGUCAAACUUCCUAUCAAUAUUGUUGUGAAAGGAGGAUACUCCUCCCAAUACAUAACUUUCCCAGACAACAAACUUCUGGAGCACAUAUACAUGGUGGAGAAUAUAGGAAAUGUUGCAGCACCGGUCAAUGUAACAUUUGUGAUUCCAGUGGAGUUGGCCUCUGGUUACCUGUGGAAUGUGUCUCUUCUUCAAACAGAUAACAGCAGAGGAAAGUGUGAGAGGAAGGAGGUAUUCUCUAAACAGGAAAAAAACACUCUGUUUUAUCAGCACUGUAGUGGGGUCAUCUGUCAUCUGGUUGGCUGCACAAUAGGACUGUCAUCCAACAAUCAGCCAACCAUCUUCAAGUUUGUUGGGAAUAUCAGUAGAAGCUCAGAGGGUUCAGCGGUGCAGGUGGAGGUGGUCAGUUGGGGGUCGCUGUCCUUCGACCAGAGUGUCUACUCCCAGUACCCUGCCAUUGGUUCUCAGAGUGUGAAGAUUCUGUCCAUUCUGGAGACAACCCCUGAAUCCCACACUGCUCUCAUUGCUUCUAUCAGUGUUGUGUUUUCACUGUUGCUACUGACGAUAAUCUCUGGGGUUCUCUACAAGAAGGGUUUUUUCAAGAGCAGAAGAAUUGCCUCUGGUGGUGUAGAUUAUAGUUCAGCUGUUCCUGGUCGGACUGCAGCCCCUGGUGAUGACCAUGGUCUGACUUCUGAUAUUACCUCACUGGGGAAGAACACCCUGUAGCCCAGCGGCGGUCAGUGCCGUUUAAGUUGAGGGAGGAAGAUUUCUUUCAUGAGCAUGGCCUUAUUUCUAUUACAGCAUAUUGGAUGACUGUCAUUCAUAUUCCAGCGCAAUGUAACAUCGGAUAGGUUUAGGCUACUACAUGAUACUAGAAUUUUCCCUGUACCCAUCAUGAGGGUUCUACAACCUAGCCUAUGAAUGAAAGCUUACAACGUAGGUGCACACAGGUCAAGAGACACAUUUGAAGUGACAGACAGUGACACAUGGACAGACAGUGACACCUUGCACACUCUUGCCUUCAUCUAGCUGAUACAAGGUGUAGUCAUUAGUCCAACAUUUGCAAACAAAAGUUUCUAUUGGACAAAUUCAAGUAUGUUUAUCCCUGUUUUGUUCCGUUUAAGAAACGUGUUUCAACAGAAUCUGUGGAAUGAAUACACCCCUGAUCACGCGUAAACACAGUUCACUUUCACAGCAGCCACGUUGUAUUCCUUCUCACAUCUAUGCACUCUCCUCCUCUCACCUCUUUCCUUCACUUGUGGACUCCAAUGCACAUCAACUGUAUGUGACCAGGUGAAAAAAGCUUUCCAAGCCAAACCGCUACACACAGCCUAUAGCUAAUAGAACUAACGUGUAAGUAAACCCGCUACAAUCAUGCAGUAACGUUAGUGUACAGUCAGUAUUUUUUUUUUUUUAACCUUUAUUUAACUAGUCAAGUCACUAAAGAACAAAUUCUUAUUUACAAUGACGGCCUACUUGUAAAGCCCCCCCGGCCAACUCCUCCCCUAACCCAGACGACACUUGGCCAAUUGUGUGCCGCCCUAAGGGACUCCCGAUCACAGCCAAUACUCCCGAUACAGCCCGGGAUUGAACCUGGGUCUGUAGUGAUGCCUCUAGCACUGUAAUGCAGUGCCUUAGACCGCUGCGCCACUCGGGAGGCCAUAAGCAGUUACACCAGUGGGCCUUGGUGGCAAUAAAUUAGUAAUACCAUAAGCUUACCUUGACUUGGAAGGGUUCCAGUGUUUUGUUGGAAAGUCAUAGCCAGCUAGCCUCUUAAGGAUCGGACCCUUUUUGCCAAUUUUCGCCUAAAAUGACAUACCCAAACCAGGUUAGGGGACGGUUUGGCCAGCCGGGAUGUUCUUGUCUCAUCGUGCUCUAGCAAGUCCUUGUGGCGGCCAGGCACCUGCAAGCUGACUUCGGUUGUCAGCUCGACAGUGUUUCCUCUGACACAUUGGUGCAGCUGGCUUCCGGGUUAAUCGAGCAGUGUGUCAAGAAGCAGUGUGGCUUGGCUCUCAACCUUAGUCUAGUCCGUAAGGGAGUUGCAGCGAUGAGACAAUAUCCUAAAUACCAACUGGAUAUCACGGAAAAGGGGGUAACGCCAUGGGCCAGAAAAGUUUUAAUACAUUGGCUAUGCUGUCAAUACAGCAUGACUUCUGCCACGUUCAAAACAACUGGAAACUCGGAAAUCUACGACUUCAGUGAGUUCAAGACAACUGGGAACUCGGAUAAAACUAGCUCCGACUGGGAAAAUAAUUUUGAAUAGUCAUCCAACGCGGAAUUCCAAGUUGAGAGUCCAAAAAUCUAUGCUGCUGCAUAAAUUAUGUAAUAUCCCUCAUAACUUACCUACUGUUCUGACUUGAUGGUGCACAUGUAGCCUAUAACCUGUUUAGAUAAAUGUAAUCAUAGAAUAUUGUAAGAACUUUCAUUUUCUGUUUAUAUGCCCCCUUUAUUUGUCCUACAGUUCUGACUUGGUGUACAGGGAGAAUACUGCAAGAACAUCCCAUGUUCUGAAUUCUGUCACUACAUUUCAAAAGUGCUGAACAAAUAGUUUUUACUACAUCCGUCCUAGCUCGCUCAUGAAUGUCUUAAACGAAAUUACGAAUUUCCUCUUAUUCUCUCGUAGGUUCCCUUAUGCAACAGUUUGUACAGCUCAAUUGUCAGUAGAAACCACAUUUGUUUAAGCAAGUCAGCCAUAUCAGCUAUGUUUUCUAAAAAGGCAGUAUAUGAGGCUGAAUGAACUGUUUCACUGCCAGACAAGGCUCCGCUGAUAACCAGGUGUAGCAGUGGUAAGGUGUUGGGACUCUGCUGUUGGGACAGCUUUAUGUAGGCCCUAAAAGUUUGUGGGCACCGUUUGUUACCGUUAUAGUGAAAUUAAUGUAUUGUGUAGUGGCUUUGCUGGCAUGCAUUAAAAUAUAAAGAAUAUAUGUUUUAGUUUGCCCCACAUGCUAAAAUUGCCACUGCCUCCAUGCUUGACCAAAUCCAAUGCCUUAAAAUGCAUGGGGGGAGUGAACACUUCUAGAGAAGGGUAGAGAAUCGGAACGCAGCCCAAACCUGCUGAACCCCUCUGGUGUAACUAUCUCCCCAUGUACUUAUCUGCACUGUGAUUAACAAGACCUAUCUGAAAUCCUUUGUGAAGAGCCACAGCCAUCAGAGUAGCGAUCUUCACAGAACUGAAGCAGCGCCAUUCCUUUUGUGGACAAUAUUAAGUUAUACUUUUUAUGAUGCGUCUUUCAUAUACUGUACAAUUCCUUUCAUCCAUUUCUUUGUAUGUUAUAUUAACUCAUUAAGCACCGUCUUUGUUAAAAGUCCUACGGUUUGUCUAACAGCAGGGAAACUUGUCUCUUACAGUAUGUUUAUAAUGAAAAUAUAAAACAAUAUGACCAAA
Messenger RNA from Salmo salar (Atlantic salmon), 6260 nucleotides. RefSeq names its product integrin alpha-X. Gene Ontology annotation, biological process: cell adhesion mediated by integrin; cell-cell adhesion; integrin-mediated signaling pathway. Gene Ontology annotation, cellular component: external side of plasma membrane; integrin complex. The record is from RefSeq and is a predicted model, not a curated record. Lineage: Eukaryota; Metazoa; Chordata; Actinopteri; Salmoniformes; Salmonidae. Gene Ontology annotation, molecular function: integrin binding; nucleic acid binding.